AUGUGUUAUGUGGAUGGUAUUGAGAGCUCCGAAAUCCCGGUGAAGGAUAUGUCCUACGAACUAGAAAGAGGGAACCCUGACCACCAGAGGAAAAGGCGUUAUGUGUUGUUCUUCCUAGAAGCUCUCAGAAUAUCACCUUCCUUACUCUCAGGUUGGAUUCAGGCUCAGAGAGGAGGUCUUGGGAACUGCACAGCACGGGCCAUGUACGACAACCGUGGGCAGAGUCUCCGGACGAGCUGGCCUUCCGCCGCGACGACGUGCUCACGGUCCUCGAGCCAGAACACAGCUGGCCUGGAAGGAUGGUGGCUCUGCUCUCUCAGGGGGCGCCAGGGCAUUUGUCCGGGCAAUCGGCUGAGGAUCCUGCCCGGCGUCUACGACACGGGCACGGGGAUGCCCAGCCUGACGUCGCUCACCUCCCCCAACAACGCGGCCACCACCAGCCCCACCACCUCCGCGCGCCUCUCCGCCACCAGCCCGGUCCCGAGGCCGCAGCGCCCCCUCUCCAACAAGGUAAGGGGUCUUAGGGGGGGANUGAUAUCAAUGAAUAAGUAUGGAAGUCUUACUAGUAUUUCAUAG
Molecule: messenger RNA, 576 nt
Organism: Penaeus vannamei (Pacific white shrimp)
Lineage: Eukaryota; Metazoa; Arthropoda; Malacostraca; Decapoda; Penaeidae
Source: RefSeq, a predicted model, not a curated record